AUGGACACAAAUUCUAAAUUCAAAGUGCAGAGUGAACAUAAAAAAAUCCAGGCGAAAUUUAUUCAUAAUCAUGGACAAAAGCCCUCCCUUAUUCAAGUCACAUCUCCAAUGAUUUCUAGUACUCUAUUUCAUGCGUAUCCAUUAUUGUUACUAAUCGAUAAUCUACUGGCUAAUAUAAUGUGGUUAUCUGACGAUAAAUGUUUGACAUUUAUCUAUUUAGCGAGCGUGUGGUUAACCAUAAAUGUUUUUAUCCCAAAUGAAACGGAGGUAAAUCAUAUUCUACCAUAUGCAAAGAUUUUAAGAUUAUGGAUAGGUAUUAUUAGCGGGGCAUUUCUUUUUUUGUCAUUCAUGUAUUAUAUUGUAUCAUUAAUAAGCUCAUUGGAAGACACCGAACCUCCUACGUUGGAUGAAAUUGUCGUGCUACUAGAGUCUGUACUGGGUAAAUUAGAAGUUCUAAAAAAUGAACUGAAUGUCUGGAAAAAACUAAAGCUUUCUAUUAAUGGAGUCAGUGAAAAGUGUUCCAAUAAGAGGUUAUUUUGUAGAUUAUUUCUAUUGGGUACAAUUUCUCAAAUUUUUAUCAUGAGAUACAUAUCAGUGGGGGCCUAUGUUAGAUUCUUCAUUAUUGCUGGGUUGGUAUACCACUCGACUAGUGUUCAAGCGACUUUAAGGUUACUUUGGAGAUUUACCCCUGUUAGAAAUUUUUAUCACUUGGGGUUUAAAAGUUUUACAACUUCGAAUUGGUUACCAAAUCGCUUAAAUAUGGAACAAAUAAUUUCUUUAUCUCAAGAAGAAGCGAUCACAGUACCGUUGGUAGACGUAUUACCUAGAUUACUUCAAGACAGAGAAGGUGAGGAUCACAUCCGUAUUUUACAACUUCUGCUUAAUGAACAAAAAGAUAACUUUGACAAUCAAGACCUCAAAAUAUUGGAAAUUGAGGUACAGGAAAAUCAGAGAAAGUGGCAUCGAAGUAAAAACUGGAGUACGCAAUUACUACCCUAUGAAAGGCAAAACUUUUCCAUAGAAAUCAAGGAUACUGAUGGAUCGUUUAUCAUGAAAAGCUGUUUGUCAACAAAGGAACUUGGUGAAGAAGAUUUACCCGAUAACUGGCGUUGGAUUAACGACGACUGGGAUGAAACUGAUUGGGUAUAUUCUGACUCAGUAUGGAAAGAAAUCGGGCAAUAUAGCUCUUCAGAAUGUUUUACCAGGUCAAGGAGAUGGACACGACGCCUCUUUCAUUUAUGA
Messenger RNA from Saccharomyces mikatae IFO 1815, 1242 nucleotides. RefSeq names its product Pex32p (gene PEX32). NCBI's taxonomy places the organism in Eukaryota, Fungi, Ascomycota, Saccharomycetes, Saccharomycetales, Saccharomycetaceae. Gene Ontology annotation, biological process: peroxisome organization. Gene Ontology annotation, cellular component: peroxisomal membrane. The coding region runs from base 1 to 1242 and encodes 413 amino acids. The transcript has a single exon. The record is from RefSeq and is a predicted model, not a curated record.